Molecule: messenger RNA, 2109 nt
Organism: Pantherophis guttatus
Lineage: Eukaryota; Metazoa; Chordata; Lepidosauria; Squamata; Colubridae
Gene: IQCM
Product: IQ motif containing M
Source: RefSeq, a predicted model, not a curated record
CAGGAAGUUGUAAGAUAAUCACAUGUCCCUCCAAGAAAAAGAACCUCAGUUGAUGAACCUCAAUCUGAUUUCUAACCUAGAGACAAAGGAAAUGCCAAUUAAGAAAUACAGAUGUAAUCCCUUUAUACAAUGGAUUAUAUAAUGAGACCAGAUAAGUGACGAUUGCUUUCUAAAAACCUAGAACAAAGCGAGUGAUAAUGUAAGGACAAAGGAAGCAAUCUAUCUACACUUGCUAAAAAUAUUGUGGGAAGAACAAGCAAUUAAACAGAACUGUACAAUGGAUUGGCUUUCUCUUAAUAAAGUUCCUGGGAAUCCACCAAGAAGGACAUCUACUAGAUCUCUACCUAUUUUAAAGGCUGGUGUGGAUAGUCAAUACAGGCAUACCUUUCAGAAAGCACAACCAAGCAAAGUACCUUUAAAACACAUACUGCGCACAGACGCAAGGCUGCUCCCAAGUAGCAUCAUCCAUCCAAACACAAGAUCAGAUGGAUCACAGUUAUUAGAAUGCGGUGAAAAAAAAGAGAAAGUGUGGCUAAGUGAUGUAUUUACCAGAGUUGAAUCAGUGGGUCGUGCUUUGGCAUCAAAGAGAAAUAAUGAACUUCCUUCAAUUGGUCGUUGCAACUUAGUUGGAUUAUCCACAAAGGGAGAUCCUGGAAAAUCAUGGAUUCCAAAAAAUCCCAAGGGAAAUAUAUAUCAAGACUGGAGAGGAAUAGUGAUAUCAGAUACCACAGUUCCAUAUACGAUGCUCAAAAAUGAACAACAUCUAGCAAGAUUAAAGGAAAUAACAAAAAAGAAAAGGUCCAAGGAGAUGUUGCUGCUGCAAAUUGACAAAGCGGAGAAACAGCAGCAUGGUUUACAGAAACAACAAAGGAAGGCUCCCAGAAGACGAAAACACGUUAAUAUAAUUAAUGAGAAAGUGAAAAGGAUUGGGCCACAUUUAGACAUAUUUGAAGCUUUUAAGAAACUCCGAAAAGUUCCUACAGUGGAAAAAAUUGCUUCAGCUGCCACCUGUAUUCAAAAACUUUUCAAAGGAUGGUAUGAACGUAGUAAACUGAAGAGAAUAAAACUGAAGGCUAAGAACCAUGGACCAAAUAUAUUAGCUGUUAUAAAGGAUUAUCGUAGAAUGAUGAGUCGAAUUAAACGCCGUUGUGGCAUCUUGGAUACAAGUACAGCACUAAUAUUUGAACAACUGGAAGACUGGCUUGACAAUAAAAUGCUUUAUGAAACUAUAUUUCUAAAGAAAGCGAUCUGGAAAGAAAUGGAUAGAAAUGAGCUCCCAAAGUUUUUCAGAGACUGUGGCCGGUUUCCAACACAAAAGGAAAUUAAUACUGCAACAACUCUACUGUUGCAAGAUUCUGGUGUAAGAAACAUAAGCCUUAAUAAGAAUCAAGUAGUCGAAAUUGCAUUCAUGUUGUAUCCCCCUGUUGGUCUCAAAUUGAUAACAGCAGCGGCUCCUCGGUCAACCUGGGUGAAACCAAUUGUUGAUGGAGAAGAUUCUUACAUGUAUCUAGCAAGAGGCCACCCAGUGCUAAAAUCAGCUGAUAUUCGAAUUGCUGGUGCUCUAGUUGCUGCAUCAAUACGAGAGAGAAAGAAGAAGGAGCAAAUGAAAGAAGAGGGAUUAAAUGUGUUAGAAGAGAGUGACUAAGUCAGGAAGCAAAUCACAGACAAGUGAACCUUACAGCAACAUCCGAUUGAGUUAAUAGUUAACAGAGUAAAAUCUUAGUUCUAACUUCAGUUUCCUCUAAUGGAAAUUUCCAAUGUUGAAAACGAAAAGUAUUUCAUUCUUAAAGAAGAUAAUAGAAAUACAUCUCCUUAGUCUCUAGGGCUAGGCAAUAGUUAAAAUUCCUAUAUUUUAUAGGAACAAUACAAAUAAGUUAAAAAACCUGCUUUGUAAAACAAUUUGAUUUUAUUUAUAUGAAUCAUAAUGCAGGAGACUAUAUUAUUUUGCUAUAUAGUGAUACAGUGUAUGAUAUAGUGUACGAUAAUAUACCCCAUCUUAUAACUGGGGCAGCAUUUUUUAAAUUUUCAGAGCUUUAUUGCUGCUUUUUGAUCUCAAAAGUCUUGUGUUCUUUAAUUUUUUUUUUUAAAUAAAUAGUUUAUUUCACUAAA